AUCGCCAUCGCCGAGCAGACCAAGGAGCAGGGGCCGCUGCAGCCGAUCAUCGACCUCGUGCCCGACAACAUCUUCGCGGCCGCGACCAACAACACGGCGAUGCUGCAGGUCAUCGUCUUCGUAUUGCUGUUCGGCGUGGCGCUGGUGAUGACGCCCGAGGAGAAGUCGGGGCCGGUGAAGGCGUUCUUCGACGGGCUCAACGAAGUGGUGAUGCGCCUGAUCGACCUGAUCAUGCUCGCCGCGCCGAUCGGCGUCUUCGCGCUCUUGGCGGCGCUGGUGGCCGAGACCCCUUCGUGGGACGUCUUCAAGGCGCUGCUUUACUACAGCCUGUGCGUGAUGUUCGGGCUGAUGAUCUUGGUGUUCGGUUUCUACCCGACGCUGGCCCGCGUCUUCGCCGGCGUGAAGUACGGGCACUUCUUCCGCAGCCUGGCGCCGGCCCAGCUCUUGGCGUUCAGCACCAGCAGCUCGGCCGCGACGCUCCCGGUGACGAUGGAGUGCACGCAGGAGCACCUCGGCGUGGAUGAAGAGGUGGCGAGCUUCGUGCUGCCGAUCGGCGCCACGGUGAACAUGGACGGCACCAGUCUCUACCAAGCCGUCGCCGCGGUGUUCAUCGCCCAGGCGUUCGGCAUCGACCUGACGCUCGGCGAUCAGCUAUCGAUCGUCCUCACCGCGACGCUCGCCUCGAUCGGCACCGCCGCGGUCCCUAGCGCCGGCAUCGUGAUGCUGGUGAUCGUGCUGGGAACGCUCGACGUGCCCGAGCAAGGGAUCGCUCUGAUCUUCGCCGUCGAUCGCGUCCUCGACAUGAGCCGCACCGUGGCGAACGUCACAAGCGACGCGACGGUGGCGACGCUCGUGGCGAAGAGCGUGGGGUUGUUGCACGACCGGCCGGAGGAGCGACGGUUGGAAUCGUAUCGCAGGUGCUGCUGGUAUGUGCUCGUGGCGGCGCCGAUUGUCAUCGCGACGUACUGGUGGCUUGCGGUUCCCGCGAAAGGGAUUGCGAUCGAGGAAGCAAUCGGAGCAUCGAUUGGCCUCGGCAUGAUCGCUUGUCUCGUGGCGUUGCCUCCUUUUUCGUGGCGGCUCACGAUCGACGAGCGUGGAUGGCGACGACGCUUUCUGGGUAUCGAGACGCUCUGGCCCUGGGCCGACUUUGAAAACGGCCAGAUCGUCGCUGCCGGCGCGUCCUAUCGCCAUCGACAACGCUCGUGGUGGAAUCCCUGGAACUCAAUCCACGUCGGCUACCUCACGGAGGACGACCUCACCGCGGUGAUGGCGACGAUCGACCCCUUUUUCCCGACCGAGUCGCCUCCGGAGCCGCCCGACGAAAUCUUGAUCCGUCUGUUGGGUGAGCGGAUCCGGCUUGACGACAACGGGGUCCAUGUCGAGAACCGCCGUGGCGGAGCCAGCUAUAGCUGGUCCGAGGUGAUCACCGUGGAUGUGCUGCGUGGCAACGGCAAGAGCGCCGGAUUCUCGAUGCUCGAGGUUGUGCUACCGGGGCGGGUCGUGACGCUCCGCAAUGUCAAAGGCAAGACGGCUGGCUUCUCAAACCCCGCGCCGGCAGUGAUCGCGGAGUUUCUUCGUCGGCGUGUGAACGACAGUCGGUUCUCCGUUUCGCUGGACGGUGAGCCGAUGGCAAGUCUUGCCUUAGUGAAACGACGGGCGGCCGCCGCUCAUCGUGGUCUCAAAGAGCUGCGUUGGUGUUUCGGAGCCCUGUCGGCUGCGUUCGUUGCGAUGGUCUUCUGGAUGAUCCUGGACAAGCAGUCGUUGUUGCCGCUGGUGUUUCUCGUUUGGUUGCUGCCGAUAGUUUGGGUCUGGAUGAAAUCGGAACGACACGCCGCCCAAUGGCGAGAGCACGAAAAGGACGACCGUUGGCGCACGGCGUCGCCACCGCGGCUGGAGAUGUGA
This is a messenger RNA of Symbiodinium sp. CCMP2456, 1902 nucleotides long. The record is from the annotation of a GenBank genome assembly. NCBI's taxonomy places the organism in Eukaryota, Dinophyceae, Suessiales, Symbiodiniaceae.